AAACGAACUGUCUUGAGGUUCGCAGUUCGCUCUCAUGGCCGUCCGUUACCCGCUCGCUCAGACUGAGUCCGCGAGUAACGACCCGUCCGUCUGAUCGCCCCAACUCUACUACCCGGGAGACACGAAUCAAUGCAGAAAUCUUUUGCCUGGGGAAAAGGUUAAGCCGCCACAGUCACGUGAGAUAAAAACUACAGACACAGACGGCCAACAGGACAGGAGACGUAGAUUUUGGCCGAGGGUUUGGGACGAGCCCAGUCGGAGAGAGAGAGAGAGAGAGAGAGAGAGAGAGAGAGAGAGGGGGGGGGGUAAUACAUACCUGUUUGAGUUUGGAGCUUAGCGUACAAGAAACCAUGGAGAGCGCCCGACUUGAGAGCUCUCUUGUUUCCCUCCACGUACCUCAUUACUCACAGCUCUGUGGUGGUGUUUAUCGUUACACUUGGAUUUCUCCAGAAACAUGUUGCACCAGGGCUACCCAAAGACGUUUGCUUUCUUCGUCCUCUCUUCUGGCUGGAUAUUCAUCAUGAUGACAACUUUGCAGUGGGUCCCUUUUGAAAUUGUGCACGAGAUGCUUAGCCCGGCCUUGCUACAGCCACCGCCCCCAGCGAGAGCAGCUGUGAACGUCGGGGGUCCCACAGAACAAAUCUCGUUCUUCGACAUUCUCAAGGCGUUUGAGGAGAAAUCACGGGACUCAUGUCCAUCAGCCAGCAAAACAUUCCGAAGCUCUUUCUGUCCGUCUGGACUUAAGAACGGCACGUGCAGUUGGCCUGGAGUGGCCCCCCUACGAGCCCUGAACGCCUACGUAGCUCGAGAGAAGCCCUUCGUCCCUCUGUUCGCGGACCAUCAGUAUGUCUACCAGUUUGAGCAGACAUUGCUAAGUCAUCCACAGAUGAAGGACAUUCGAGAGGCGCCAUCUUUAAAUCUUUCCCGACUCACACCCCUGGACGGGAAGCUGGAGAAAGAGGGUGUGGUCAGCUGCCAGGUCGGUGACGUCAUAAGGGUGAGGGCCGACCUGGUGGACGGGUACGGGAAGGCGAGGACCCAGGGCCACGACGACGUCAGAGGCUGGAUGGUGGAGCAGGUGGACAGCCAUUCGCAGAAACGCAAGCUGGGGGCGGUGGCUGCUGCUGACGUCACUGACCUACAUAACGGAAGUUACGUCAUCUCCUACAGGUGUCUGUGGCCUGGCACUACCAGUAAGCUGAAUGUGGGCGUGGCCUAUCCCCGCGAGUACCAACGACGUGUUGUGUUGGAGAGACGUCUAGGUAUCUACAGGUUGACAUCCGGCUCUUUCAAGAAGGGGAAAAUAUCAGAGGCAACUCUGUGUUUCUCCACACCCAACAUCGGCUGGCCCUGCCUCUGUGACUUCACGGGCUGGAACAACGCUUCUUUUUUCUGCGGAAGACCACGUGACUCCAGGUUGUCUUGUUCCGAUCUCUCUGGCAUUGCAACUAUGACGUCGGUGUGGGCGAACACUAAUGCCACAGCGGCAGAAGCUACACUCUUGGCUCAGGUAGUCAGGCAACCCAAUGAGUCCCUGAUACGACAAGACUUGUAUGUCAGAACACAGAAAACCGGCUCACUAGGUGUCAGCCAGCCUUGCAGGAAGACCCGUCCGGAGGUCACGUGGUCUAUGACAGCACCAUCAGGUUUCUUCGACGCUGGCCGCAACUGGCACUCACUGUUGUGUAAAGCUAAAACGUUCACCAAAGCAGAGGCUCAGAAAUGUUUGAGGAAUACAACAGUGAGGAUUUUCGGAGAUUCCAACGGGCUUCAACUGCUGGGUGUCUUCAAAGCGUUGACGGGAGUGACGUGUUCUGGGGCUGUGCCUAUCUGGACUGUCAAGACCGUCUGCCACAGAAAGGACUUAAAUUUCCGGUUAAUCUUCAACCCUCAUGAAUAUCACAUAUACCUCAAGUCCUCGUUUUCGCCGGUGGCCAGAUAUGGAGGGGUGCCAUUCCAGAUGGACGCCAUUCCUUCCUCGGGUCGUUAUGUCGUCAUCGUCCACUAUUACCUGCACAUCGUGGGCGCGCAUCUUAGCGUGGCUCACAACCGAUUGUUAGCCCUGAAGAAAGCGGUGCGCAGACUUUUAUCGCGGAAUCCACAGGCCAUUUUCGUGUUCCGCGGGCCUCACAUUAUAUCCUUGGAGUGGACGGACAACCAUUCUAUGGGCGGGGAUGUCCAGGCAUUGUUUUAUCUCCCGAUCAUCCGAGAGGUGUUCUGGGAUAUACGGGACAAGGUCAUCUUUCUGGACGGUUGGGAAAUGACAACCGCUAUAGAGAACAGAGAUAUUCACCCCAAUGCUUGUGUACCUAGAGGCAUGAUUCAAUUACUUUUGUCCUUUAUUUGCGAUUAGCGUGAACUGUUUAGGUUUUAAUUUUUACGAAAAGAGAAUAGAAAGCCUUUUUUUAGUGGGGGGGGGGGGGG
This is a messenger RNA of Aplysia californica (California sea hare), 2424 nucleotides long. RefSeq names its product NXPE family member 2. NCBI's taxonomy places the organism in Eukaryota, Metazoa, Mollusca, Gastropoda, Aplysiida, Aplysiidae. The coding region runs from base 455 to 2353 and encodes 632 amino acids. The record is from RefSeq and is a predicted model, not a curated record. The transcript has 8 exons.